AAAAUUACAUUAUCAAUAACCCGUCAUUACCAACUGAAGAUCUAGAGUUAAAGGUGUUCAAAAUGGCAAGUUGCAUAAUUUUGUGUUUAGUUUGUUUAGUUUUAUCAUUCAGUUUUAUAUAUGGACAACAGAACGAAGAGGAUAUAGCAUGUAGAAGGGAGCAUGGUACGUGUACACGACAUGUCUACGAAAACACUCGACUUGUCGCGUUAAGAAGCUCCGGUUGUCAGAGGUUUUGCCAGUGUGCGCAUGCGUCUACUGAACUAGAUGGCAGUGUAACCUAUAAGUGGGUGCAACACACAUGUCCACCGACCACCUUGUUUGAUGACAGUCUUCCUGCACCGGUGUGUAAUCACGCGAAAUAUGUGCAAUGCCAUGACGUUGAUGGUGAGGAUUGCAGAAGUGAACAUGGUGCUUGCACCCGGUUCAUGUACGAGAACGUUCGCUUAGUUGCACUGACAAGCUCUGGCUGUAAGAAGUUUUGUCAGUGCGCGCAUGCGUCAACAGAGUUGGAUGGGUCUGUAACGUAUCAGUGGACUGAGCACACAUGUCCUGCUCAGACGCUGUUUGAUAGCAGCAUUCGAGUCUGUAACUUUGCUGAUCGUGUCCAAUGCGAUGGGAAUCCGGGGCAGAAUGCGUUAACUACUACAUCACGACCUUGGGUGCAUGAAACAACCCCAAUUGUCGCAGAUGAAGCAAGCAAAGAUUGUUUUGCGGAAUAUGGUUAUUGUACAAGGGAUCAGUAUGAAAAUGUAAGACUUGUUGCACUCAGAAGCUCUGGUUGUAAGAAUUUCUACCAAUGUGCACCUGCCUCAACCGAACUCGACGGAUCUGUGACAUAUAAGUGGGUGAAAAAGACAUGCCCAUCAAACACACUGUUUGAUGAGAGCCUUCCGACACCCGUCUGUAACCAUGAUUAUGAGGUCCAAUGUCCUGAUUCCGAUGAGGAAAACGAAGACUGUACAACUCAAUAUGGUACGUGCACACAAUACAUGUACGAAAAUGUCCGACUUGUGCCAAAACGAAGCUCAGGGUGCAAGAAGUUCUGUCAGUGUGCGCAUGCGUCUACUGAACAAGAUGGUUCCGUCACGUAUAAAUGGGUUGAACAUGAUUGUCCCGAAGGACUUUUGUUUGAUAAAAAUAUCAGAGUCUGCAAUUACGCUGCAAAUGUGGAAUGCAGUGGCUAUCAAGAAAGAAAACGAAUACUUGAGAUUUUACGGCAGUUGAUCUCUCCACAAGGUGAAGAUGAGGAUUGUUUCCAGGAAUAUGGUACAUGUACACAGUCCCAGUAUGAAAACGUAAGACUUCUUGCGCUUAGGAGCUCUGGUUGUAAGAACUUCUGUCAGUGUACGCAUGCGUCAACCCAGUUAGAUGGUUCCGUGACGUACAAAUGGGUAAAACAGACAUGUCCUGAGGAAACAUUAUUCGAUCAGGACCUUGAUACGCCUGUCUGUAAUCAUGAAGCAAAGGUUCGGUGCCCGAGUGUCAUCGCCGUUGAAGAUGGGUGCUCAAAGGAACACGGAAAUCCGGGGCAGAAUGCGGUAACUACUACAUUACGGCCUUGGGAGCAGGAAACAACCCCAGUUUCCACAGACGAAGCAAGCAACGAAUGUUUUGCGGAAUAUGGUUUUUGUACAAGGGAUCAGUAUGAAAAUGUAAGACUUGUUGCACUCAGAAGCUCUGGUUGUAAGAAUUUCUACCAGUGUGCACCUGCUUCAACCAAACUCGACGGAUCUGUGACAUAUAAGUGGGUGAAAAAGACAUGCCCACCUUCCACUUUGUUUGAUGAGAGCCUACCAACACCCGUCUGUAACCAUGAUUAUGAGGUCCAAUGUCCUGAUUCCGAUGAGGAAAACGAAGACUGUACAACUCAAUAUGGUACGUGCACACAAUACAUGUACGAAAAUGUCCGACUUGUGCCAAAACGAAGCUCGGGGUGCAAGAAGUUCUGUCAGUGUGCGCAUGCGUCUACUGAACAAGAUGGUUCCGUCACGUAUAAAUGGGUUGAGCAUGAUUGUCCCGAAGGACUUUUGUUUGAUAAAAAUAUCAGAGUCUGCAAUUACGCUGCAAAUGUGGAAUGCAAUGGCUAUCAAGAAAGGAAACGAAUACUUGAGAUUUUACGACAGUUGGUCUUUCCACAAGGUGACGAUGAGGAUUGUUUCCAGGAAUAUGGUACAUGUACACAGUCCCAGUAUGAAAACGUAAGACUUGUUGCGCUAAGGAGCUCUGGUUGUAAGAACUUUUGUCAGUGUGCGCAUGCGUCAACCCAGUUAGAUGGUUCCGUGACGUAUAAAUGGGUUAAACAGACAUGCCCUGAGAAAACAUUAUUCGAUCAGGACCUUGAUACGCCUGUCUGUAAUCACGAAGCUAAGGUUCAGUGCCCGAGUGUCAUCGCCGUUGAAGAUGGGUGCUCAAGGGAACACGGGAAUCCGGGGCAGAAUGCGCUAACUACUACAUCACGGCCUUGGGUGCAGGAAACAACCCUUAUUGCCACAGAUGAAGCAAGCAACGAAUGUUUUGCGGAAUAUGGUUAUUGUACAAGGGAUCAGUAUGAAAAUGUAAGACUUGUUGCACUCAGAAGCUCUGGUUGUAAGAAUUUCUACCAGUGUGCACCUGCUUCAACCAAACUCGACGGAUCUGUGACAUAUAAGUGGGUGAAAAAGACAUGCCCACCUUCCACUCUGUUUGAUGAGAGCCUUCCAACACCCGUCUGUAACCAUUAUUAUGAGGUCCAAUGUCCUGAUUCCGAUGAGGAAAACGAAGACUGUACAACUCAAUAUGGUACGUGCACACAAUACAUGUACGAAAAUGUCCGACUGGUGCCAAAACGAAGCUCAGGAUGCAAGAAGUUCUGUCAGUGUGCGCAUGCGUCUACUGAACUAGAUGGUUCCGUCACGUAUAAAUGGGUUGAGCAUGAUUGUCCCGAAGGACUUUUGUUUGAUAAAAAUAUCAAAGUGUGCAAUUACGCUGCAAAUGUGGAAUGCAGUGGCUAUCAAGAAAGGAAACGAAUACUUGAGAUUUUACGACAGUUGGUAUCUCUACAAGGUGACGAUGAGGAUUGUUUCCAGGAAUAUGGUACAUGUACACAGUCCCAGUAUGAAAACGUAAGACUUGUUGCGCUAAGGAGCUCUGGUUGUAAGAACUUCUGUCAGUGUGCGCAUGCGUCAACCCAGUUAAAUGGUUCCGUGACGUACAAAUGGGUUAAACAGACAUGCCCUGAGAAAACAUUAUUCGAUCAGGACCUUGAUACGCCUGUCUGUAAUCACGAAGCUAAGGUUCAGUGCCCGAGUGUCAUCGCCGUUGAAGAUGGGUGCUCAAGGGAACACGGGAAUCCGGGGCAGAAUGCGGUAACUACUACAUCACGGCCUUGGGUGCAGGAAACAAUCCCAAUUGCCACAGAUGAAGCAAGCAACGAAUGUUUUGCGGAAUAUGGUUAUUGUACAAGGGAUCAGUAUGAAAAUGUAAGACUUGUUGCACUCAGAAGCUCUGGUUGUAAGAAUUUCUACCAGUGUGCACCUGCUUCAACCAAACUCGACGGAUCUGUGACAUAUAAGUGGGUGAAAAAGACAUGCCCACCUUCCACUCUGUUUGAUGAGAGCCUUCCAACACCCGUCUGUAACCAUUAUUAUGAGGUCCAAUGUCCUGAUUCCGAUGAGGAAAACGAAGACUGUACAACUCAAUAUGGUACGUGCACACAAUACAUGUACGAAAAUGUCCGACUGGUGCCAAAACGAAGCUCGGGGUGCAAGAAGUUCUGUCAGUGUGCGCAUGCGUCUACUGAACUAGAUGGUUCCGUCACGUAUAAAUGGGUUGAACAUGAUUGUCCCGAAGGACUUUUGUUUGAUAAAAAUAUCAGAGUCUGCAAUUACGCUGCAAAUGUGGAAUGCAGUGGCUAUCAAGAAAGGAAACGAAUACUUGAUAUUUUACGACAGUUGGUAUCUCUACAAGGUGACGAUGAGGAUUGUUUCCAGGAAUAUGGUACAUGUACACAGUCCCAGUAUGAAAACGUAAGACUUGUUGCGCUAAGGAGCUCUGGUUGUAAGAACUUCUGUCAGUGUGCGCAUGCGUCAACCCAGUUAAAUGGUUCCGUUACGUACAAAUGGGUUAAACAGACAUGCCCUGAGAAAACAUUAUUCGAUCAGGACCUUGAUACGCCUGUCUGUAAUCACGAAGCUAAGGUUCAGUGCCCGAGUGUCAUCGCCGUUGAAGAUGGGUGCUCAAGGGAACACGGGAAUCCAGGGCAGAAUGCGCUAACUACUACAUCACGGCCUUGGGUGCAGGAAACUACCCCAAUUGCCACAGAUGAAGCAAGCAACGAAUGUUUUGCGGAAUAUGGUUAUUGUACAAGGGAUCAGUAUGAAAAUGUAAGACUUGUUGCACUCAGAAGCUCUGGUUGUAAGAAUUUCUACCAGUGUGCACCUGCUUCAACCAAACUCGACGGAUCUGUGACAUAUAAGUGGGUGAAAAAGACAUGCCCACCUUCCACUCUGUUUGAUGAGAGCCUUCCAACACCCGUCUGUAACCAUGAUUAUGAGGUCCAAUGUCCUGAUUCAGAUGAGGAAAGUGAAGACUGUACAACUCAAUAUGGUACGUGCACACAGUACAUGUAUGAAAAUGUCCGACUUGUGCCAAAAAGAAGUUCGGGGUGCAAGAAAUUCUGUCAGUGUGCGCAUGCGUCUACUGAGCUAGAUGGUUCCGUCACGUAUAAAUGGGUUGAACAUGAUUGUCCCGAAGGACUUUUGUUUGAUAAAAACAUCAAAGUCUGCAAUUACGCUGAUAAUGUUGAAUGCAGUACAGGCAAUCAAGAAUGGGAAAGAAUACUUGAGAUUUUACGGCAGUUGGUCUCUCCACAAGGUGACGAUGAGGAUUGUUUCCAGGAAUAUGGUACAUGUACACAGUCCCAGUAUGAAAACGUAAGACUCGUUGCGCUUAGGAGCUCUGGUUGUAAGAACUUCUGUCACUGUGCGCAUGCGUCAACCCAGUUAGAUGGUUCCGUGACGUACAAAUGGGUUAAACAGACAUGCCCUGAGAAAACAUUAUUCGAUCAGGACCUUGAUACGCCUGUCUGUAAUCAUGAAGCUAAGGUUCGGUGCCCGAGUGUCAUCGCCGUUGAGGAUGGGUGCUCGAGAGAACAUGGUAUUUCUCUUUUUGGACGGUUGUCGAAGAUAUACCAACCAGUGCAAACAUAUCCAUCGAAUUAAUAUACAUGUGUAUAUACGGGAAAAAUCCUUAUUCGAUCUUUUUCACCCCUGUGAUUUCGAAACUCCGUUAGAAUGAAAUAGUCCGGUGCUUUAAUAGGAGUCAAUAGACGCUUACAGUUUACUGAUGAUUAAAGCGACCUGGUUAUUCCUUUGAACUGUGAAUAAUAAUGUAAAUGAAUGUUUGAUAACAAAAGAAAUUAGUGCCCGAUACAGUUAUAUGAAUUUCAACGUACGCCGCCGAAACUGAAAUUUAUUUUCUGUUUUGAUGUCAGAUUCCAAAGUAUAUCUACUUCCUGUACAGUAGUCUGAGUACAUCAAACUUUAAAAGAAUGCGGGGGCUAGGUCGAAAUUAACAGGCGUUGGAUUUUUUUAAAGCAUAUACUGAUUGCUCCUCUCCUCUUUCACAUAUAUUGCAUCAAUAUUUUUCACGAUAAAUGCCCAAACUAUUUGAAACAAAACUUUAUUAAAGUAGCUGAGAUACAUACAAAGACAAGAUUUAGUAAAAACAAUUUUGUAGUUCCUAAAAUUGCAUCCUUUGAGUCAAGGACAUUCUUCUAUCAGACAAUUUUUGAUUGGAAUGCUCUGCCAAGCAGCUUAAAAGGUAUAAAAAAAAUAAGUCAAGUUUCAAAUCUGCUUUAAAAGCGCAUCUGUUUAAAGAAGGUAAAUAACUUGAGGAAAGCCAAGUUAUAAGAUAUUAAUGUGUAGUUUUCAAAUUCAGUUGUUAUUUAAACUUUAGUUUUUAUUACUUAGGUACUCACUAAAAUACAUUCUCUUUAGUACUUCCUCUUUAUUUUAUUCUUCUUUCGCGUAUUUGUUUUUCAUUGUUUUCAUGGAUGUGUUUUUUGUUGUUUUUUGUUUACUUAACAUAUAACUAAAUCGGUGCAGUAAUGAGUCGAGGACCCCUUUGGAAAAAAUAAGUGCUCUUUGAGCUACUUUCAUGGGUUAUCCUUCGUAUAAGAUCAGCGGAGAAUAAUUUAUGAAGCAAGACUAAAUUUGAAAUAACUUUUUUUAUGAUUUUUUAUUAUUAUUUAAUCAUUGUCUUUUUUUAUAUAACUUUUAUAAAAACUAUCUAUUCGUAUUUUUAUCUGUGAUUAAGCAAUAUCAUGUGAAUGUAAGUCAAAUGUUAGUUUUAGAAAUUGUUCCCUUAGUUUAAAUAUUUUACAAAACAUAUCUUACUUAAUGCGAUAUUUGUAGUUUUAAAUUGUAUAUAUGAUCUUAUACCUGAAUAAAUCUAUCUAUCUAUGA
Mercenaria mercenaria is the source of this 6446-nucleotide messenger RNA. RefSeq lists its product as uncharacterized. Gene Ontology annotation, molecular function: chitin binding. NCBI's taxonomy places the organism in Eukaryota, Metazoa, Mollusca, Bivalvia, Venerida, Veneridae. The record is from RefSeq and is a predicted model, not a curated record. The transcript has 50 exons. Gene Ontology annotation, cellular component: extracellular region. Bases 63 to 5201 code for a protein of 1712 amino acids.